Molecule: messenger RNA, 1089 nt
Organism: Rotaria sordida
Lineage: Eukaryota; Metazoa; Rotifera; Eurotatoria; Philodinida; Philodinidae
Source: the annotation of a GenBank genome assembly
AUGUCUAAUUCAACAGGAGAUGAACAAUUACAAAAAGAAUUUCCUCCAUUAAAAAAUAAUUUAAUAUUAAGAGCAUGUCGUGGUGAAAAAAUUGAACGUGUACCAAUAUGGAUAAUGCGUCAAGCAGGUCGUUAUUUACCUGAAUAUUUAUCUAUUCGAAGUCAACAUUCAUUUUUUGAUGUUUGUCGAACACCAUCAAUAUGUUGUGAAGUGACACUUCAACCAUUACGACGUUUUGAUCUUGAUGCUGCAAUUAUAUUUAGUGAUAUUCUUGUUGUACCACAAGCACUUGGUAUGCAAGUUGAUAUGAUUGCUAAAGAAGGACCACGUUUUGCUCAUCCGCUUAAUGUACCAGCUGAUAUAAAAACAUCUAUUGAUCGAAAUAAAAAAGCAAGUAUUGAAUUGAAAUAUGUUUAUGAUGCCAUUACUUUAACAAGACAUACACUUGAUGGUCGAUGUCCAUUAAUUGGAUUUAGUGGUGCACCAUGGACAUUGAUGUCUUAUAUGAUUGAAGGAAAAGGUAGUGAAACUCAUGCAAAAGCAAAAAAAUGGUUAUAUACAUAUGUUGAAGACUCUCAUGAUCUUCUACAAUUUUUAACACAUUUUAUUAUUGAUUAUCUUGUCGAACAAGUUUGUGCUGGUGCUCAACUUCUUCAAUUAUUUGAAUCACAUUGUGUUCGUGAUUUAUUAUCACGUCGUCAAAUUCCUCAUGUACCACUUAUUAUAUUUGCUAAAGAUGCUCAUUAUGCUUUAGAUGAAUUAUGUUCAUCAUCAUUUGAUGUUGUUGGUCUUGAUUGGACAAUAACACGAAAACAAAUUCGAACAUUACGAGAAAAAUAUCCAAAUAUUACUUUACAAGGAAAUCUUGAUCCUUGUGCACUUUAUGCAUCACAAAAUGAUUUAGAAAAAAUGAUUAAACAAAUGAUUGAAAUAUUUGGAACAAAAAAUUAUAUUGCUAAUUUAGGUCAUGGAAUAUAUCCAGAUGCUAAUAUUGAUAAUGUUAAAUAUUUCGUUGAUACAAUUCAUCGAAUUUCAAAAGAUAUUAUCAAAAAUGAAACAAUACCAAAGAUAAUCAAUUCAAAUAAAUAA